Messenger RNA from Patella vulgata (common limpet), 1822 nucleotides. RefSeq names its product folliculin. Gene Ontology annotation, biological process: positive regulation of TORC1 signaling; positive regulation of transforming growth factor beta receptor signaling pathway; negative regulation of transcription by RNA polymerase II. The coding region runs from base 188 to 1822 and encodes 544 amino acids. Gene Ontology annotation, cellular component: cytosol. Gene Ontology annotation, molecular function: GTPase activator activity. NCBI's taxonomy places the organism in Eukaryota, Metazoa, Mollusca, Gastropoda, Patellidae. The record is from RefSeq and is a predicted model, not a curated record. The transcript has 11 exons.
CCAUGUGUAAAGUCACAUGACACAGACGAUAUUGAAUGAGUCAGUAAUUUCAACCCGAUUUCCAGUUCUGUUAUUAGUACCGGUAAUGUUAAGCCAAUCAAAGUACCAAUCUAUUUCUCCAUUAUUUGUUCCAUAUUGAACAUUUCCGAUCUCGGAUUAUUUAAGAUGUCAUAAAAAGCACAAAAAGAUGAAUGCCAUUAUCAACUUGUGUCAUUUUUGUGAAAUUCAUGGACCAAGGAUUGUAUAUUGUACACAACCAUUACGGCCACAAGAACCCAAAUAUCUGUCAGAAUGUGAAGACGAUGAAACACGUCGUGUUAAGUCACCAUCUGUCAGUUCUGUGUCAUCUGAUUUCUCCAACAUUUCACAAAGUGGCAUCCCAUCUCUACCUAGUAUGAAAAAUGAUAUUUGUGAGGGUUGUUACUCCGUGAAGAAAGGAUUUGUUAGUCAUGAUGAAGGAGGACAAGUUAGUUAUGUCAGUACACAGCAUCCAUACAAUCCACAAGUCUUCAGUCGUAUUAGACAAGCCUGUAUUAGAAGUUUAAGUUGUGAGGUGUGUCCAGGAAGAGAAGGUCCUAUAUUUUUUGGAGAUGAACAAUAUGGCCAUGUGCUAAGUUACACGUUUUAUAUUAAAGACAGUAAAGCUCGUGGUCUACGCAGAUAUUACAGUAUUCUCGUUGUCAUGAUGGACAAAAUAUAUUUGUUAAAUUCAUGGCCGUUUUUGGUACCAAAUUUACAAGUUGUCAUAAACAAUCUUCAGAGUAAGGCAGAAAAUGUUCAUGAUGGCGAAGUCAGUAAAAGACCACCGAGUGAUCGUGUUUUUACCCCAUCUUUAAAUCCUGGUAAUUUGCUGCAUCAUCGAAGUAGUACAAAACCAGCUCGAUCUCUCAUAGAAUUAACUAAUGAUAAACAUGUAUUUGAAUUGUUACAUUUGGCGUUUGUGUGGAUAUUGAAAUCUUGUGGAAAUAGAAUAACAGAAUCUAUAUUAGAAGGACCUCCAACUGAAGAUUCUAUAAUAGAUAUGGAGAAAAUAGAAGAAACUGAAGAAGGAUUUAUAAAAGUAUUUAAGAAAGAAGAAGAGGAAGAUAUAGAAACUUUUGAAUCUGUUACUGAAACUGAUAAUAAUGAUUUAGAUCAGACAGAUUCAGGUGUUCCAUUAAUUAGAAACAUAAGACAUUUAUGUCAGAUAUUAGGAAUACACAAUUUUCAUAUUCUAUGUUACCAUGUUGUUAUUGGUAACCAGGUAAUAGUGACAGGAGUGCAGAAAGCUCUGGUGAAAUCUGUAUUAUCGGCUUUAACGAUAUUAUUGCCUAAAGGAUGCUGUCGUGUUAUAAAUUACAGUGACUCAUAUCAAGAGUCAUGGAAAUGUAAUUUUCUUGGACUGUCACCGGAUGUGUCACUACCAAUACAUGUCAUGGCAUCUGAGAAAUUUGUCUUAUUAGAGGUUAUCCAGAAUGAUCAAUUAGAUGGGAGCCAGUUUGACUCAAUGGAUUCCGACCUUGAUGACAAUUUUAAAACAUAUGAGUUUAAAAUGAGCAGUCCUGUAAUCUUAAAUGAAAAAGCACCAACAGUUUUAACUAAAAUGGAAAGUUCUAUACAGAAUAAAAAUCUAAGUGAUAGUGUAUUAGAACAAUGUUUUAUUUGCAUGAAAGAAGAAUGGAUGAAUAAAGUGAAAGUAGUUAAAGUGAAAGUAGUGUUCAAGUUUACCAAAGCUGGGGGUAACAGAUCAAAAGAGGAUACAGAGAAGUUAUUACAAGUGAUGGGAGCUAAAGGUGAAGAACAAUUGUGUCUGAUUGAAGAACAUUGGUCUGAUGGACAUUAA